This is a messenger RNA of Penicillium angulare, 927 nucleotides long. RefSeq lists its product as uncharacterized. The record is from RefSeq and is a predicted model, not a curated record. The coding region runs from base 115 to 927 and encodes 270 amino acids. The transcript is spliced from 3 exons. NCBI's taxonomy places the organism in Eukaryota, Fungi, Ascomycota, Eurotiomycetes, Eurotiales, Aspergillaceae. Gene Ontology annotation, molecular function: zinc ion binding.
AUGGAUCUUCACGAAUUCCUGGCUCUCGAGCCCAACUGCGAUACAGAAGGGCAAGUCGAUUUGCGCUCCCUUGAAUUAGUAUCCGACUACGACAGCCACCUUAUGUAGGAUGUAAUGGAACAGGACUAUGAGGAACAUGAUACGGAGCUAUGUCCCAGUCUAGAGACGGUCUGCGUCGACUGUGGAACUAUGGUUUUACAACGCACACUGAAAACGCAUAUCGAGGCAUGCCCUGAAGUUCUCAGCCCUUGCGCUGCAUCGAAAUAUGGAUGUCAAGUCGAAGUCCGGCAGGCCGAGAUUACGUCUCAUGAGCAACAAUGUCCACUUAUUGCGAUCGGUCCAUACUUGGAGGCACAGAAUACGCGACUUAACUCUCUCGAAUUGACCACGAGGCACCUGCAACAACGGAAUGAAAUAUACGAAGAUGGACUUGCCAAUAUUCGAUCUACUUUGGUAGAGUCAUCACGCAUUGACACCCGUCGCAACGAUACAGCCUCCGGCGCCGAUGCAGAGGAAAUGGCAGAUCGCUCUUCGAAUGUUUUCUCAUCAAAUGCGACGACAUACCUCCUUUCUCUUCAUGAAUCUCUCCGCGAAGAGGUUAACCAGAUGUCACACGCCCUUACAGAUCUAGAUGCUCGAGCCAGUAUGAGUAUCAUGAAUGAGUGUCUCCGAAUCAAAGAAGACAUCGCACAUACCAACGCUGCAGUGAAUAGUGUUCGCAUGCAAGUUCAAUGGCUUAUGAACCCCCGGCUCCAUGGCACACGAACCGGUGUCAUGCGAACCAAUGGUACAAGCACCCCAGGCGAAGCUCGAUCUCAAUUUACGCCGUCAUCUACACCCGGGCCUAGCAGUGCUGCCGGCUCCCAUCUUGGUCCGUUACGGCCACGGCGAACCAGUGAUACUGGACGCGAGGGGACAAAACUGUAA